CCCACUCCCUCAGAAAAAAAAUUUUUAAAUUUCACCAAAAGCAAUCGUUACUUGCUGUUCAUUGAGCGAUUCUUCUCUUCAUACUUUCUUCCCAUUUGGAGUUUGUUAUUCGUGAAACAACAUCUUUUGAUAUUUGAAAUGUACAUAAAUGAAGCGUUCAAGACCAAGAAACCUCGAGAGUUGUCUUUUCUUGCGGAAAACAAAAGCAAGCCCACCCUUGCAAAGGGUGAAGAGAAAGUUGCCAAACUUUGUCACAAGGACCCUAAUGGAGCAUCACAAGAAAAGAUCCAAAUAUUCUUAAAAGAACAACCAGACCACGAGAAAAAUAGCUUUCCAGAUAGUAUUCCGACAGUUUGGAAUGAGAAGGAGGACAAACACUCACCUUCUUCAAUGAAAAAACCUCAAAUAGAUCAACUACCCCAUACAAAGAGCUGUGAAAAAGGGAUUCCAUUCAUUGAAACUCCUCCAUCUUAUUCGAUACAACAACCGGUGAAUAACCCAUCAUCGUCUUCAUGGAAUAUCCACAAGGCACCGGAAGCUACUGCGCAUGUCAAUUGUUCAAACUAUUCUUCUUCGACACAGGAAGAUAAUAACAAUGAAUGGAUAAAAUAUGAUAAAAGCCUUCUACCUGACCACUUUUCAUUCUUGUUGGAUGUUCUACAAGGAUUAGAAAGCGCUUGGAUUCUUCUUCGUUCGAGAAGGCAGUUGGUUCUCUUCAGUAGAGUCCAACCUAUCGUUCAAAGGACUCUCAAAAGAACACUUCAUUAUAAACAUGUUUGUCAAAUUGCGAACUUAUGUCCGGACUUACUGAAACUUUCAAAAUGGAAAGAGUCAAGUGAUGACGUUGAAUUGAUAAUCUGCGAUGUGUCUCAACUCAUUUUGCAAGGCGAGGCAACCAACGCCAAAACGGCUAUUGCUGCUCGAAGAAUAUUGCUUCAUCGCAAGUUGGUAGAAUGUUUCGAACAAGGGAUGCUACAACUGGAUACGAAUGAUCCCUGUAAAAGCCAAAAUAACCAACAAGACGAAACAAACUGUAGCCAAUUCUCAUUUAAGAGAAGCAAUGACAGUUUACAAGGAAAGGAUGACUCUUUACCGAAAAAAUUUCUGAAAACAGAUGACAUCUUCGACGAUAAUAAGCCAACACAGUUAUCUUUGAAGGAUUCAUCCAUCUCUGAAAAGUUAUUAAAGAAAGUUCGUGAAAGAGAACGUCGAGAAACACAGCAAGCUACUAUGAAAGAACAACAGCGAGAACAAAUUGUAUUAAGCAGACUACCUAAACUCGCAGACGCCAUUCGAUCUAUCUUUAUAUCUUCAAAAAAGACAGUCUUACCAUUUGACCUUUUAUUACAGCAACUGAAAGGUCAAGAAAUGAUUCCGUUUAGUCAAGAAGAAUUUUCAGAACAAAUUUAUGAAAUAGUGAAAAGGAUUCCACAGUGGCUGCAAAUAGAAGAAAAUAGAAAUAUCAAAGUCGUCAAAUGGAACAAUCGAAUUCCUUAUUUCUCAUUACGAAAACAAUUGACGGCCACAUCCAUCCCUUAAACUUGAGGGUGCGCAUGUGUUUGAGG
Messenger RNA from Galdieria sulphuraria, 1565 nucleotides. RefSeq names its product DNA replication factor Cdt1, putative. The record is from RefSeq and is a predicted model, not a curated record. Gene Ontology annotation, molecular function: DNA polymerase binding; DNA binding. NCBI's taxonomy places the organism in Eukaryota, Rhodophyta, Bangiophyceae, Galdieriales, Galdieriaceae. Bases 139 to 1539 code for a protein of 466 amino acids. The transcript has a single exon. Gene Ontology annotation, biological process: mitotic cell cycle; DNA replication checkpoint signaling; DNA replication preinitiation complex assembly. Gene Ontology annotation, cellular component: nucleus.